UUUGAUAUGGCUGAGGAGCCCACUCAAAUAUUUUUCUAAUGAAAUAGAGACCCCUAUGAGGAGAAUCUUAAAUCCUCUCCUCCUUUGCCUCUUUAGAUUGAGAGAAUAAGGAAGGUUGGCUCUUGUUUUUGUCCAAAGACUUGAGCUUGAGAAGGGGAUCAAAUUUCCAUGUAAGGAUACAACUCUGGUCUUCUCUUCUCUCUUCUCUCUUCUCUCUCUUGCCAAAUAAAGGGAUUUGAGCUAGAAGAGGAAUUAUGGAGUUUUAAAGGGUUGUUAGUUGCAUUUCCCUUGAUCUCAAAUACCAGAACCAGGAAAGUUUUUUGCCUUAUUUGUUCAUGUGUUUUAUCUUUAUUCAAUCAAAUGGAAGAAUCAAGGAAUUGAUAAACAGAAUAAGGCCAUGUUCUGAAGUCAAGGAGUUGAUAAAAAGAACAAAGUUCAAUGGGGAAGUUUCUGAAACAAUAUGACAGAGAAUACAUGAAAAUGGCCAUGUUAAAGCAUGAAGAGACCUUCAAACACCAGGUCCAUGAAUUACAUCGACUUUAUCGAAUUCAGAAGGUUUUGAUGAAUGAUAUGAAGGCAGAACUGAAGAAGCAGCAGGCUUCAUUCAAUUCAGAAAGUAAACCAUUCAAGAACUGCACAGAAAAGAGAAGACUGAAUCAAACACUUGAUCUUGAACUAAAUGCAGAAGAAUAUAUUGGAAAAGAAAGCAAAGAUGGGAUUCCAAAAGCUGAAGAAGAGGGAGAACUUGAGCUGACUCUGGCUACUGGAAGCAGGAGGAGGAAGAAAGAAGAAACAUCUUUCACUUCAGAUUCUGGAGUAAGUUUCUCAUGGUCUUCAGCUGAUUCAAGUGGUGUGAAAUUAAAAGGGAAAGAAUGGGGAUUGUUUCAGGUGAACAGCUUUCAAAGUGAGAGGAAGAGUUCUUUUGAUGUUGAAGAACAAGUGAGGCAGAAUAGUAUGAAUCAGCCACCUUGGCUCAUGCAGUGUUUGAGUUUGAACAUGACAUGAUUAGCCUUUUUUUAUGAUCAUUUUCAAUAUAAAUAUGCUUGUUUAAUCUUAGGGAUCAUAUUUUUCUUGAGUGAACAAAGCUAAGUAUUGCUAUUUGAGAUGAAACUAACCUA
This is a messenger RNA of Dendrobium catenatum, 1118 nucleotides long. RefSeq lists its product as uncharacterized. Bases 439 to 1005 code for a protein of 188 amino acids. The transcript is spliced from 4 exons. The record is from RefSeq and is a predicted model, not a curated record. NCBI's taxonomy places the organism in Eukaryota, Viridiplantae, Streptophyta, Magnoliopsida, Asparagales, Orchidaceae.